AUGGAGAUGAGGUUUUUGUUCUUGUUCUGUAGCUUGACUUUGUUAUUCAUGGUGGCUUCGGGGGAAGCAGUUGUUGAUAAUAGAAUGAGAUGGAGCAGAAAGGAGAUGGUGGAGAUGGCUGGCUACGGCGAACUCAAACUCUCCUCCGUCCUUCUCACCGCCUCUCUUAUCUCUUCCUCCUCCGACCCUAUUCCCGGUGCUACUAUUGGCAUCAAGUGCCAUACUGGAUUCAGGAGUAGAUCCAAAUGGAUCAAAGCUGUCACAAAUGAGUUGGGGCAAUUCUUUAUCGAUCUUCCUUCUCACCUCCAUGCAAUUCCUGACCUAGAAAAGUCUUGUUCCAUCAAACCACUCUCUGUUCCUAACCCUUAUCGAUGCUCUCUCAAGAUUCACAGAGGCAUUAAACUAGUUUCCUCUUCUGACGGCUUCCGUGUCUACACAGCAGGCAACAUCACAUUACACAAGACACCAUGUAAAUAG
Messenger RNA from Thlaspi arvense, 477 nucleotides. Lineage: Eukaryota; Viridiplantae; Streptophyta; Magnoliopsida; Brassicales; Brassicaceae. The record is from the annotation of a GenBank genome assembly.